UCACGAAUAAAGCAUGGACACGCUCCAUUGGAAAUUAUCGAACGCGUAGUAUACAUAGUUCCAUUAAUUUCAGCUAAAAAUGUUAAGAAUAUGCUCUUACAUUUGUUUACUAUUGUAUUUCAUGUGCAAAGACAUCGCUGACGCGGGAAUAUUUUAUUGUGCAGGUGACGAAGACAAUAAUCCUAGUGCUGUCGCGAGAAUUCGCCUACUGGCUUACAAGGGUAACAGUUCUCGUUUCACGUACAUCGAGAGCACACUGGCGAAUCCAGGAAGCAUCAGGGCGGCCGUCUUGCCCGACAGAAACACCAUCCUUUACAUACACGGGUUUAUGGAGAACACGGAAGCGGACAACGUGCAGAUAAUAAUUAGAGCCUAUCUGGACAAGGGGGACGUGAAUGUGAUCCUGGUCGAUUGGGGUGACGUAGCAAUUGACAUUAACUACUUUUACGUGGCCAGUCAAGUAGCUGCUGUAGGAAAGGCACUGGCUGAAUCCCUUGAGAAACUCGUCGAAGUGAUCAAUUUGAACACGCUGCACGUGAUCGGGCACUCUUUGGGCGCUCACGUGGCUGGCCAUAUCGGGAGAUACACGAAUGUCACUCUUAGCCGAAUAACGGGCUUAGAUCCAGCGCUUCCGCUGUUUUAUCCCUCUGCGUGUCACAUUAAAUCGAGCGACGCGGAGGCUGUCGUUAUCCUUCACACUGAUGGUGGAUUUUAUGGUACGCCUAUCGACACGGGGUCCGUUGAUUUUUACGCGAACAGAGGAAUCAGUCUACAACCAGGUUGUCCCAUAAUCAUCGGCGGAGAAUUGUGCAGCCAUCAGAGAUCCGUCAAGAUAUACGCGGAGUCUCUGAAGAAUCCUAAAGCGUUUCCUGCGCACAAGUGUUUCGAUAAAAUAAUGGAGAACGGGAAAGAUGACAGGGAAGUUUAUUUCGGUGAUUCCACUCCAAAGAACAUAUUUGGUCCAUAUUGUUUCAAUACCAAUGCCUAUUCUCCAUACGGUAAAGGCACUUGACAUGUGACAAUUUUUCAGCAAUCCAGAAUAUCAAAUAUCGAUAUAAGU
Molecule: messenger RNA, 1060 nt
Organism: Habropoda laboriosa
Lineage: Eukaryota; Metazoa; Arthropoda; Insecta; Hymenoptera; Apidae
Product: pancreatic triacylglycerol lipase-like
Exons: 7
Coding region: 80-1012 (310 amino acids)
Molecular function (GO): lipase activity
Source: RefSeq, a predicted model, not a curated record